Messenger RNA from Dipodomys ordii (Ord's kangaroo rat), 1056 nucleotides. Its product is annotated as aldo-keto reductase family 1 member C1 homolog. Lineage: Eukaryota; Metazoa; Chordata; Mammalia; Rodentia; Heteromyidae. The transcript has 9 exons. The coding region runs from base 46 to 1017 and encodes 323 amino acids. The record is from RefSeq and is a predicted model, not a curated record. Gene Ontology annotation, cellular component: cytosol. Gene Ontology annotation, biological process: prostaglandin metabolic process; daunorubicin metabolic process; doxorubicin metabolic process. Gene Ontology annotation, molecular function: aldose reductase (NADPH) activity; bile acid binding; ketosteroid monooxygenase activity.
GCUUAGAGCACUGAGAAAGAAAAUAACUCUGAGAAGUGACCCAGGAUGAAUUCCAAGCAUCAGUGCAUACAACUGAAUGAUGGUCACUUUAUUCCUGUCCUGGGCUUUGGCACCUAUGCCUCUGAAAAGGUUCCCAAGAAAAUGAUUACAGACUGCACCAAACUAGCUAUUGAUGCUGGGUUCCGCCAUAUUGAUGCUGCUUAUUUGUACCAAAAUGAAGAGGAGGUAGGACUGGCCAUUCAAAGCAAGAUUGAGGAUGGCACAGUGAAGAGAGAGGACAUAUUUUGUACUUCAAAGCUUUGGUCUACUUCUCAUCAACCAGAGCUUGUUCGACCUAGUUUGGAAAGAACAUUGAAAAGGCUUCAACUGAAUUAUGUUGACCUCUACCUUAUUCAUUUCCCAGUGUCUCUUAAGCCAGGAGAUGAGAUUUAUCCAAAAGAUGAACAUGGAAAGUUCAAGCUCGACAUAGUGGAUCUUUGUGCCAUAUGGGAGGCCAUGGAGAAGUGUAAAGACGCGGGGUUGGCCAGGUCCAUUGGGGUGUCCAACUUUAACCGCAGGCAGCUGGAGAGGAUCCUGAACAAACCAGGACUCAAGUAUAAACCUGUCUGCAAUCAGGUAGAAUGCCAUCCUUACCUGAAUCAAAGCAAACUACUGGAUUUCUGCAAAUCAAAAGACAUUGUUCUGGUUGCCUAUGGUGCUCUGGGAACUCAACGAUAUAAAUAUGGGGUGGAUGAGAGCGCCCCAGUUCUCUUGGAUGAUCCAGUUCUUGGAGCCAUGGCAAAAAAGCACAAGCGAACUCCAGCCCUGGUCGCCCUUCGCUACCAGCUACAGCGAGGGAUUGUGGCCCUGGUCAAGAGUUUCAAUGAGGAGCGAAUCAAAGAGAACAUGCAGGUUUUUGAAUUCCAGUUACCUUCAGAAGAUAUGAAAGUCAUAGACGGCCUAAACAGAAAUUUUCGGUAUUUUUCUGCUCUUAUGUUUGAAGGCCACCCUAAUUUUCCAUUUUCUGAUGAAUACUGACAUGGACCUCUUCAUCACUUCUACGGAGCACUUGCCUGG